Molecule: messenger RNA, 6201 nt
Organism: Ornithorhynchus anatinus (platypus)
Lineage: Eukaryota; Metazoa; Chordata; Mammalia; Monotremata; Ornithorhynchidae
Gene: HIP1
Product: huntingtin interacting protein 1
Exons: 31
Coding region: 8-3142 (1044 amino acids)
Biological process (GO): endocytosis; clathrin coat assembly; actin filament organization
Cellular component (GO): clathrin-coated vesicle; extrinsic component of postsynaptic membrane; actin cortical patch
Molecular function (GO): phosphatidylinositol-3,4-bisphosphate binding; clathrin-cargo adaptor activity; phosphatidylinositol-3,5-bisphosphate binding
Source: RefSeq, a predicted model, not a curated record
GGGUGCGAUGGAGCGGGUGAGCGGCUCCAUGAAGCAGGUGCCCAACCCGCUGCCCAAGGUGCUCGGCCGGCGCGGGGCGGGCGGGGGCCCGGAGGCGGCCGAACGGGACGGCUUCGAGAGGACCCAGACCGUCAGCAUCAAUAAGGCCAUUAAUACACAGGAAGUGGCCGUGAAGGAGAAACACGCCAGAACAUGCAUCCUGGGGACCCACCACGAGAAGGGGGCGCAGACCUUCUGGUCCGUGGUGAACCGCCUGCCUCUGUCCAGCAAUGCCGUGCUCUGCUGGAAGUUCUGCCACGUGUUCCACAAGCUGCUCCGGGACGGCCACCCCAAUGUCCUGAAAGAUUCGGUGAGGUUCAAAAAUGAGUUGAGUGACAUGAGCCGGAUGUGGGGCCACCUAAGCGAGGGGUACGGGCAGCUGUGCAGUAUCUACCUCAAACUGCUGAGAACCAAGAUGGAGUUCCACACCAAAAAUCCCCGCUUUCCUGGCAACCUCCAGAUGAGUGACCGGCAGCUGGACGAGGCGGGAGAAAAUGACGUCAACAACUUUUUCCAGCUGACGGUGGAGAUGUUUGACUACUUGGAAUGGGAGCUGAAUCUGUUCCAGACUGUGUUCGGUUCCUUGGACAUGUCUCGCUCAGUGUCGGUGACGGCGACCGGGCAGUGCCGCCUGGCGCCCUUGAUCCAGACCAUCCUGGACUCCAGUCACCUGUACGACUACACCGUGAAACUCCUCUUCAAACUCCACUCCUGUCUCCCAGCCGACACCUUGCAGGGACACCGGGACCGCUUCGUGGAGCAGUUCAAAAAGUUGAAAGAUCUGUUCUAUCGCUCCAGCAACCUGCAGUACUUCAAGCGGCUGAUCCAGAUCCCCCAGCUGCCAGAGCACCCCCCAAACUUCCUCCGAGCCUCCGCCCUGUCGGAGCACAUCAGCCCCGUGGUGGUGAUCCCGGCGGAGGCCUCGUCCCCGGACAGCGAGCCCAUCCUCGAGAGGGACGACCUGGUGGAGAUGGACACCACGUCCCAACAGACGUUCGACAACAGGUUCGAUGACAUCUUCGGCAGCUCAUUCAGCAACGACCCCUUCAACUUCAACAGCCAGAACGGCAUGAACAAGGACGACAGGGACCGCCUGAUCGAACAACUGUACCGAGAGAUCAGUGCGCUGAAAGGAGAGCUGGACAACUGUAAAGCGGAGAGCCACUGCCUCGCGGUGCAGCUGAAGGGGCGGAUCAGCGAGCUGGAGGCCGAACUGGCCGAGCAGCAGCACCUGAGGCAGCAGGCGGCCGACGAGAGCGAGUUCCUGCGGGCCGAGUUGGACGAGCUGAAGAAGAGGCGAGAAGACACCGAGAAGGCCCAGCGGAGCCUGACGGAGAUCGAGAGGAAAGCCCAGGCCAACGAGCAGCGCUACACGAAGCUGAAAGAGAAGUACAGCGAGCUAGUCCAGAACCACGCCGACUUGCUCCGCAAGAACGCUGAGGUGACCAAGCAGGUGACAGUGGCCAGACAAGCCCAGGGGGACGUCGAGCGGGAGAAGAAAGAACUGGAGCACUCCUUCCAGCGUGUCAGUGAGCAAGCCCAGAGGAAGACUCAAGAACAGACCGAGGUUCUGGAGACUUUAAAGCGAGAACUGGCAGCCAGCAAACAGGAGCUCCAGACCGUGAAGGGCACACUGGAGACCUCUGCCCAGUCCGAAGCGGAGCGGGGGGCCCAGCUGGCGGGCCUGGAGGCGGAGAGGGCCAGCCUGGUGGAGGCGGCCGGGCGCCGAGAGGAGGAGACGGCAGCCCUGCGCGCGGAGCUCCAGCAGCUGCAGGUCACCCGGAGCCGGGAGCAGGAGAGCACCAGGUGCACCCUGGAGGAGCUGCGCGCCCAGCUUGGGGAGAAGGAGGGCAGCGAGCAGGCCCUGCGGAGGCGACUGGAGGAGGAGCGAGGUGCCCUGCUCCGGGCGGCCGUGGAGGAGGCGGAGGCCGUGGUGCAGGACGCGCUGAACCGGCUCGAGGAGCCGGCCCACAUCAGCUGCAGCGGCUCAGCAGAUUAUCUCCUGUCCAGGACGCUGGCCGCUGCCGGCUGCAUAGAGCGGCUUCAGGAGGCCUGUGACCGGUACCUGGCCCACCCAGAGGAGGUGAGCGGGCUGGUGCGCUCCGUGGCCCUCUUCGCCCACCUGAUUGGCGACACCAUCCUGCAGGGAAGUGCCACCUGCCACACAGCCCCCAUGGAGCCCGCCGACAUGCUGGCCGAGCUGUGUAAGCAGUGUGGAGGGGAAGCCCUUCUCUACCUGGCUUCCCUGAAGGACGCCGCCUCCAUCGGAAGCGCCGACUGCACGGCCGUGAGGAACUGCGUGAGCAAGAUCACCGCCAUCGGCGAGGAGCUAAGACCCCGAGGCCUGGACAUCAAGCAGGAGGAGCUGGGGGACCUGGUGGACAAAGAGCUGGCCGCCACCUCGGCCGCCAUAGAAGCCGCCACCACGAGGAUAGAGGAGAUGCUCAGCAAGUCACGCGCCGGAGACACCGGGGUCAAACUGGAGGUGAACGAGAGGAUUCUCGGCUCCUGCACCGGCCUGAUGCAAGCCAUUCAGAUCCUCGUGGUGGCCUCCAAGGACCUGCAGAGAGAGAUUGUGGAGAGCGGCAGGGGUGCCGCCUCCCCCAAGGAGUUCUACGCCAGGAAUUCUCGAUGGACCGAGGGCCUCAUCUCGGCUUCCAAGGCCGUGGGCUGGGGAGCUACCGUCAUGGUGGAUGCGGCCGACCUGGUGGUUCAAGGGAAAGGGAAAUUUGAGGAACUAAUGGUGUGCUCGCACGAAAUCGCGGCCAGCACUGCCCAACUGGUGGCCGCGUCCAAGGUAAAAGCGGACAAGGACAGCACAAACCUGGCCAAGUUGCAGCAGGCCUCCCGAGGGGUCAACCAGGCCACCGCUUCCGUGGUGGCUUCAACCAAGGCUGCGAAAUCACAGAUCGAGGAGACGGACACCAUGGACUUCUCCAGCAUGACCCUGACUCAGAUCAAGCGGCAAGAGAUGGAUUCUCAGGUCAGAGUGUUGGAGCUGGAAAACCAGUUGCAGAAAGAGCGCCAGAAGCUUGGAGAUCUGCGAAGGAAGCACUACGAGCUCGCCGGCGUGGCCGAGGGCUGGGAUGAGGCCGCGGACUAGACACGCCGGGGGAUCCUCGGGGCAGCAGCCGUCCACUCCCGUUGGCCAGCGCCAGGGGCCCGGGCGGCCCCUCCUGACGAUCCGCUCCCAGCCCGGCCCAAAGCACACGCCUACCGCUCCCCCCGACCGGGCACCCACCCCGGCCCCCAGCCACCCGAGAUUCUCAGAGAGGGGAAAGGGUCACGCUGGCCUGCAAGGGCUCCGCCACAGUGGGCUUAUUUAUUUACUUAUUUUAUGGGCAGGGGGAGGGAGGGGGUUGGGGGGAGGGAGGAACCGCACUCAUCUCCUUUCUGUUUUCUUCUCAACCUUUUCCGUUUCAUCGUCGGCCCCAACUCGAGGGGUGCAGGGGAGGAGCUGAGAGUCAGAGGGCUCCAAGCCAGAGCCUCUCCGGUGGCUCUGCUCUAGCCUGAGUUUGCCAAGGCAGAUUCUCGCUCCCCCCGUGGUGCUUCCCAACAACUUCCUGGCUCAUCCUUCUGUUCCCAAAGCAAACUCUGCAAAAGGAGUCAUGUCCGGAGCUGUCCAUUUGGCCCCGGCCCCGAACGGGCCGGCGGCCGGCCAAAGGUUAACUGGGCCGGCCGGGCAUUGGCGAGGGGCUCCCCGUGGCGGCCCCCCGGAACCCUGUGCCUUUCCUUGCCUCAGCUGGAAAAGGAUCAAGUGUGCUUAGCGAGCGCCGGGAAGUCCACGUUGCCUCGGUUUUCCCCACGGCCCUUCCGCCCGGCCAUCGCUCCGUCCCGGCCAGCACCGGAAUGGUGGGAGAACGGUGACUUCCCCCGAAACAUUCGCCGCAGUGUCUUCUCAAAUGGACCUGGGGGGCGGUGGCUCCGCCUCCUCCAGGAGACCACCCUGAAGCUCCUCCCCAGCCGCAACCCGAACAUCCUCCGGGCAGCCCAUCACAGACCCUUCCUGCUACUUAUUACCCCCUCACCCACAACCAGCGCCUGAGGAGGGUUACGCAGAGGAAUCCAGGUCCCGGGACCGCUGGCUCCGAGACUCCCAUCGAAGAAGCCAUCUGAGGGAAUCGGAGAGAAAACGGCAAGAGCGGGUCGGCCCGUGGGCACCACCGGACGGACGGCUCUCCCGCCUCCCGGCCACCGGUUCUGUUUCCAUAGAAACCCUCCAGCAGGAGCAGCAACCUAAGCGUCACGGACCAGCUCUCUUCCUAAAGGCAACCCCCGAGUUUCAGGGGAGUCGGUGGAGUUUCCGCAUCCGAGCCGUGAACCUCCGGGAGAAGGAGGACACCGAGGCUGACGGAAGGUAGAGGGGCUUUAGCUUUGGUCGACGAGCCCCAUGGACAGGAGGCGCUAGCCCACCAGAGUCCUUGUCAAGGGGUGCUGGGCUGGACCCGUGUGUAGUCAGGAUUUAACGCCUGGCCAUCCCAAGGCAGUAAAGACGGCUCGGGGUUGGCGUGUGGGCUCAGUGGAGGCAAGGGACCGUCUAGGAGGGUGUUGCCCAUUGAGCUGCUGGACUGGAUCCCCGGAAGCGUCUGCCGCAGACCCUCAAGCUGCGGGUCAUUGAAGGUCCAGAAAGAGCCUCCCUCUUGCUCAACCAGACACUCCACCCUGAAAAGGUCCUAGAGGAGAGCGAAAGGGCCCAGGACACUCGAUCCAGAGGUGGGCCUGGAGCCGGAAAGCAGCCGGGAGCAGGGAGAAAUCGAGUCUAAUUGAGCCUCUGCUCCGGUCCAGCCCCACAAUGGGGAUUCAGCGGCCCUACCAGAGAUCCCCACAUCUCCGGGCGUGCCCGGCGGCCCUUCCAUACAAGGGUCCGUGGCCCCCAUCCUGGCCGAAAUGGGCACCGGGCCUGGGGGAGAUCGGUCCGCUGGGCAGCUCGGUGAACCGCGGGAAUUGAAAUCGGAUUUUUAGAAGCCAGCCCUGAGAGGUUCUCUCUCUACUCACACGCGGGGGCGGCCUUGGCGAGGAGGCUCACGGCAAGGAAAAUGAGUCUUCAGCCGAUGUCACGCAGGCAGGCAGGCUGGCGGAGCCCACGCCUGCUCGUGCUGUCAGGAGAGUCUCCCCUAAAUUCUUAAGGGCAGAAGGGUGGGGGUGCACGUGCUAUGGUAGUGCUGAUACACCUGGGGGGAGAAAGAGAGAGAGAAAAAACGUGCGUGAGUAUGUGUGCGCACGCUUGACUUCUCUUCCCACGGAGCUGAGCAGUCAGAAUCCCUUGGGGUUGAGGCCUUUGGCCCAUUCUCCGGCUGCCCUUCCGCCCCCUGAAAGGCCAGACCUCAGGAGGGCGGCAGCGGACUCCCCUCACUGUUAGCCCCACCUUCAGGGAGGACCGCCCCAUGUCCGCUGCCUGUAAUGGUGGCCGAGCAUCUGGGAAUGGGAAGUCCUUCCCCUCCCCCCUGCCCGGUGCACACCCAGCGGGGUCUCCCGGGGUAGGGAAGAGGCUGGGUCCCCAAGCCAAACAGUCUUUCCCUCCGGACCGGACGGACCCGCUGGGGGCAACCCUGCCCCCGACCACCUCCCUAGCCUGCACUGCCCACAGCCUCAGACAGCGACGCCCCCGGUCCCGCCUCACCGACCGGGGGCUCCCAGCCUUCACCCCCCCGCCUCCCGGGGCCAGACCAAACCCCACGCCACCGACCACCGCGGCCGAGCUGCCUUUCGCCACAGGAGCCAAAGCAAUAUCCGAAAAGGCCCCAUUACCGUAGGGCCGGGGCCAGAGAGAAGCUCUGACGCCAAUUCCCCGGAGGCCUGGCCUUUCAGGUGACCCUAACUACCUCAGGUUUGCAGACCCUGGACUAAGCUGGUUACUCACGGGGACAAACCGAGGGGUUUCCGAUCCAACCGUCGUCUCCAGACUCAGAACCCCUUUCCUCUUGUCUUUUUCUUUUCUCUUUCCGUGUGUUUUCUAACCUGUCCCAAGGGUCCAUUAGAACCAUUCCCAAUUUUCCUCAGCAGGCACCUGCCUCUUUCCCAGGGCGGGUGGUACUAUACCAUUCGGUUCCCUCUCCCCAACAAGAAGUCUAAUUAUUACGGUAUUAAGAUUCCCCACUCCCCUUUGUAUAAUGCGUCGUACAUGUUUCCGAUUUUUAAAUAAAUAUUUCCACCCAGCUAGAA